Stegodyphus dumicola is the source of this 478-nucleotide messenger RNA. RefSeq names its product corticotropin-releasing hormone-binding protein-like. Gene Ontology annotation, biological process: hormone-mediated signaling pathway; negative regulation of corticotropin-releasing hormone receptor activity; negative regulation of corticotropin secretion. The record is from RefSeq and is a predicted model, not a curated record. Gene Ontology annotation, molecular function: corticotropin-releasing hormone binding. NCBI's taxonomy places the organism in Eukaryota, Metazoa, Arthropoda, Arachnida, Araneae, Eresidae.
AUGAAAGAUUGUAAAAUAACAGUUCUGUUUCAGUUCGAUGAUGACAGAUUAGAAGCAGCACUCAGUCUUCAAGAUGCUGUUCAGUUGGAAUUGGACGAAACAGGACAAUGUAUCUUUGUGAAAUCAGAAGAAGGCUUGUAUUCAUUCAGGUCACCGGGCACAGGUGAACAAGUCUGUGGUUUAUAUAUCAUCGCCGAACCUGACAAGCAAGUAGAAUUUGAAUUCCAAUCAUUCGAUAUAUCUUGCACUAAAGGAGGAUUACUCAGCGUCAUAGAUGGCUGGGAACUCAAUGGACAAUUUUUCCCAAGUCCUGAAGAUCAUCCGAUACCAGCAGAAAAACGAUUUAUUGAAUUUUGCGGAAAAUCCAAACCUAGAAAAUUAUUCAAGACCUCUCAAAACGUAGGGCUGCUAGAGUUUCGAGUGCCUACUAAAGGACAAGGGUACACUGUCUCAGUCAAGUUUCACUCCAACCCGAAAC